GAGCAAGGGAGUAGGUCCGGAGACUGCGGGGGUCUGUGGCCUGAUCACCUAGGAGAGCCACUCCUGGUGGCCAUGAGAGAGACCCUGGAGGCCCUGAACUCCUUGGGAUUCUCAGUGGGACAGCCAGAGAUGGCUCCCCAAAGCGAGCCCAGGGAUGGGUUCAACAAUGCCCAGGAGAAGGUGCCAUCAUCUUCUAAAGAAGAGAGCACGCUUCGUUCCUGCUCAGGGCAUGAGACCCCUGGCCAGAAAGAAGGCAUCCACACAGAACAAGCUGAAGCUCCUUGUAUGGGCAGCCAGGCCUGUACCCCACAGAAGGCAGAGCCUGCAUGCUCUGUCCCAGGGGAGGAAUGGAUGAUUCGGAAGGUAAAGGUAGAGGAUGAGGAACAGGAGGCAGAGGAGGAGGUGGAAUGGCCCCAGCAUCUCUCCUUCCUUCCCAGUCCUUUUCCCACUCCUGACUUGGGUCAGUUGGCUGUUGCAUACAAAUUGGAGCCAGGGACUCCGGGGACACUAGGUGGAAUCGCACUGUCGGGGUGGGCCCCGAUCCCUGAAAAGCCUUACGGCUGCGAGGAAUGCGAGCGGCGUUUCCGGGAUCUGCUAACUCUGCGGCUGCACCAGAGGUUGCACCGGGGUGAGGGUCCUUGUGCCUGCCCGGACUGUGGCCGCAGCUUCACGCAGCGUGCUCAUAUGCUCCUACACCAACGCAGCCACCGCGGAGAGCGUCCCUUCCCGUGCUCCGAGUGCGAUAAGCGCUUCAGCAAGAAGGCCCACCUGACCCGCCACCUGCGCACGCACACUGGCGAGCGUCCCUACCCAUGCGCUGAGUGCGGCAAACGCUUCAGCCAGAAGAUUCACCUAGGCUCGCAUCAGAAAACCCACACCGGAGAGCGGCCCUUCCCCUGCACCGAAUGCGAGAAGCGUUUCCGCAAGAAGACACACCUGAUCCGCCACCAGCGUAUCCACACGGGCGAGAGGCCGUACCAGUGUACCCAGUGCACACGUAGCUUCACACACAAGCAACACCUGGUGCGACACCAGAGGGUGCACGAUGCUGCUAGCCGCACCCGGUCCUCUCCGGACGUUCCUGCUACUCCUCACUCCCCCACCGCGUCUCUUACCUCGUCCCCUCCUGGGCCCAAGCCUUUCGCUUGUUCCCAUUGCGGGCAGAGCUUUGGCUGGAAAAAGAACCUCGCUACGCACCAGAGUCUGCAUCUCACCGAGGGUCGUCCUUUUGGGUGCGAUGAAUGUGCCCUCGGCACCAACGUGGACCCCGCCGCCGCCGAGCCAUCAACCUGCACGCCCCACGCGUCUGACUGUGGCACGGGUUCGGAGCCCGCGGCACCCCAGCGUACCGCCUCCAGCGAGCGCUCCUUCUUCUGCCCCGACUGCGGGCGCGGCUUCGCCCACGGACAGCACCUAGCCCGGCACCGGCGCGUGCACACGGGCGAAAGGCCGUUUGCCUGUGCUCAGUGUGGCCGACGCUUCGGCUCACGCCCCAAUCUAGUCGCCCACUCCCGGGCCCACAGCGGCGCCAGACCUUUUGCCUGUGCGCAGUGUGGCCGCCGCUUCAGUCGCAAAUCUCACCUGGGCCGCCACCAGGCAGUGCACACUGGCAGCCGCCCCCACGCUUGCGCCGUCUGCGCCCGCUGCUUCAGCUCCAAAACCAACCUGGUCCGCCACCAGGCGAUCCAUACGGGCUCCCGCCCCUUUUCCUGCCCUCAGUGCGCCAAGAGCUUCAGCCGCAAGACCCACCUGGUGCGGCACCAACGCAUCCAUGGGGAAGCGGCCCUCCCAGCCCCAGCCUCGAACCUCUCUGCUCCAGCCUGGUCCAAUCCCUCCGAGGUGGUACCACCCCCAAUCUUUUUCUAAGCGGAUUUCUGACCCGUCUCCUGCCUCCACCCCCCGCCCCCCAACUUGGGAGACUCAUGCCUGGAGACUUAGUGAGUUUUCAACAUUCACACGUAGGUUGCUGCCAAAGCACCAGGACACUUGAGUCAUUGACCUUUCUUUAAUGUUUAGCCGAGAAGUCCGAAAAACAUACUUAGCUCUUGACAGUUUUGACAACACACAGACUAUCCUUGCAGAUUCCACACUGAGAACCAGGCACUCCUGGGGAUCAACCAGGUCAACGGGAGACUGGCUGAGCAAGAGACCUCUAAAUAGAGGGAAAGAAUAGUUAUUUAUGUACUUGAAGUUCAUUGAAGUUCAAAUCUGAGGUUCUGGGGCUGUUAACUGAGCCAGGGGAAGAAAGCCUGACUAACUACUCACUGCCACCUCCUUCCACAGGAAAAAGACCUCUCCUGUCAGUCCAGGAAGUAAACUUAGCUAGCUGGUUCUUCCCAACCAAAGUGUAAUAUGCACGUUUGCCAAACACCUACCAUGGUCCCGCGCGUGGGCGCAGACAUGUGCGUAUGUGUAGCAUAGAAAUCUGACUUGGAGGGAGUAGGUGAGGACCAGAGCUCUUAGGCUGCUCCCCGGGGGACCAGCAUUGUUACUCUAGGUGCUGCAGCUCCUUACUACCUGUUUGCAGCCCUUCAAGAAGUUUCCCGGAAGCAUCCUUACCUGCACCUGCCUAGGAGACACAGAAGGAGCCAGCGCUUGAACAGGCUGUAAAGGUUGUUUCUCUACCAAUUUUUCCAUCUUGCGAGGAGUGCUGGAGCCUGAAGGUAUUGCAGCUGUACACCCAGCUGGGGCUGGCAGAAGCAGAGGGGCCUGCCUGACAGCGAGGGGAGCAGUGGGGGAUGGGGUACGUGUUUAGAGAGAAUUGUUUUGUAUUCGACCUCAUAGAGAACUUGGAGGAAAUCCUUUACUCUCCCGGAACUUCAAUUUCUCAUUAAAACUAGAGCUGGUUGUUGAUGAAAGCGGAGACUCCUUUCUAUCCUAUUACUAGAUUACUAACAACAGAAAUACCCAAGGCAACUGUCUCCUGGGUGCUAAGCACUGAGAAGGGUCAGAAGCCAGUUAGCAAGGAUCCUUCCUUCCGUCAGCUUAAGUGGGUUUCCUGGUUUCUGUUUCUGUUGCUGUGAUAAACUACUGACCUUGAGCGGGAGAGGGUUAUUUGUUUUGUACUUUCAAGUCACAGUCCUCGAAGUCAGGGCAGGAACUGAAGCAUAGGUCAAGGAGGGAAGAAAUACUGCCAUUUGGCUUGUUCUCAUGACUUGUUCAGGACCACCUGCUUAGGGGUGGCACUGCCUGCAGAGGAGGCCCCUCCCAC
Arvicanthis niloticus (Nile rat) is the source of this 3211-nucleotide messenger RNA. It is a transcript of the gene Znf467, whose product is annotated as zinc finger protein 467. NCBI's taxonomy places the organism in Eukaryota, Metazoa, Chordata, Mammalia, Rodentia, Muridae. Gene Ontology annotation, biological process: regulation of transcription by RNA polymerase II. Gene Ontology annotation, molecular function: DNA-binding transcription factor activity, RNA polymerase II-specific; RNA polymerase II cis-regulatory region sequence-specific DNA binding. The record is from RefSeq and is a predicted model, not a curated record.